Molecule: messenger RNA, 186 nt
Organism: Debaryomyces hansenii CBS767
Lineage: Eukaryota; Fungi; Ascomycota; Pichiomycetes; Serinales; Debaryomycetaceae
Product: DEHA2G07194p
Exons: 1
Coding region: 1-186 (61 amino acids)
Source: RefSeq, a predicted model, not a curated record
AUGUUCACCCAGUUAUAUUUUUCUUCGCAGCCAUUGCAUGAAUCACCAGAUCACAAUUCUUCAUACAGUCAUCAGAAUGGUAUUAGUGGUCGCCUUUUUUCGGGGGCAGAGGCCAUUGAUUCUGCAAAAUGUCUCGUUAAUCAUAUCUUAUUCGGAAUGCAUGUCCCAACAAGUUAUCUGCUUUGA